Ectocarpus siliculosus is the source of this 1700-nucleotide messenger RNA. Lineage: Eukaryota; Phaeophyceae; Ectocarpales; Ectocarpaceae. The record is from the annotation of a GenBank genome assembly.
CCCAUCAUCACAUCAUCACACCGCCCCAGUUCUCCCGCUUCCUCUCCUCAGACACUAGCACUGCGACUCAGAAGAUGGCCCACUUGCAAGGCAUGGACGCUACCGAAAAGCGAGGGCGUGUGCUUCGCUUGGCGCAGGAGGAAGGGAUGAAAGCUGGGGGCCUAGCGGGGCUACUAUCUUGCGCUGGCGUGGUGGCAGCUAACAAGUUUUCCCCGUGGUUCCGCAAGUCAACCAGUGUUAGCGCCAAGACGGCCUUGGCGGUUUCUCCGUUUUUCCUCUUCUACCUGCUUCGAACAGAAUUGGUGAUGCACGGGGCGAACCACGACCCUCACGCGUACGGCAUCGUCGACGACGUCGUGGGGUCUGAUGACACCACCAGGAAGUCGAAGAUCUUGCAGCCUCGCAAGGAGCUCAACGCGGCCCAACAGUUGGCCAACUGGUGCUACGUCAACCCUUUCAAGAUGGUUGUUGGAAUGGGCGUGCCGGCGGUGGGAGGCAUCUUGUACUCGAUGCGCAACGAGGGCAACCUCAAGCUCAGCCAGAAGCUCAUCCACACCCGGGUCUACGGCCAGAUGACCGUGGUUUCGAUGGCGGUGGCGAUGAUGGCGUUCCAAGAGACCAUGAGGCGUAGAGGGGGGCUGUUCGUCGUCACGGAGGCGGAAGAGGAAGAGGAAGAAGAGGAAGUGGAGGGAGCGAUCGUCCCAAGAUCGAAGUAGUUGGAACCUCAUGAAACGAGGCACACUGCCUUGCCGCCGUCGCUGUUGUGUCUAGUAACUGCCAAGAGGGGCGGCUCUGGACGAGGUGGUUGGCCUCUUGACUUAGAGAGACCUUCAGAUUAUUUUUUGGGUGGCCGGGAGGUUGGCGACGUUUUGUCCUUGUUGGCUGGGUGGGGUGUAUGUUUGCCUGCAUGUAUGUGUGAUUUUUUCUUUGUCAUAAAACAUGUGUGUGCGGUGUUCAAUGGUGGACCUCGUAGAAUGUAGAUGAUACGGUAUGAAGCGUACACCACCUGUGUGCCCGUUUGAGUGAGGCUCGUGAACAUCUAGCUGCCCGGGCGGUGCGAUCGAGCCGCCUCUCGUGUGCUUAGUUAGCUGCCUGCUCUCUUAGGUGCCCUAGAGAGAAAACGACCACCUCGAAGCCCACAUUUCGUCUGUCCCCGCUUUUCUUCGUACAUGUAGCCUUGCAUGAGGGUGCGUGGCCUUUCGUGGGGGUAUGCACACGUGCAAGUGUGUUUCUUUUCGAGACGCAAUCUGAGAUUCAGGACAGCAACGCCAGCGCUUCCGUGCAGGGAUCAAAAGAAAAACGACGAUUUUUUUUGCGUGCAGGUGAACAAAUGUUCUGUGCGGCCUAACCGCGCGCGCUCUCCCCCCCCUCGAUCUCUGUUGGCUUAAUUAAGAUGGGUGGUUCUCGUAGUUUGAUCGCAGGGUGAACGCCUCAAAGAGAAGAACAUAGAUGAUGAGCAUAACGCGUUGUUGUUGGAUUGAGUAGGCCUGGCAAGGACGUUCUUGACGGCUUCUUGCCGUAUGUUUUUUUUGUUUGUUUCCUAAACAAGCCAGCGGCGUGUAAUGUCGAAUUGCGUGUGUUGAUGUUAGUGUGGAUUUUUUGCCUCUACGUAUGAAACGACAAAGUUUUGCAACUUUGCUUUUUUCCCAUCCGGCACGCGUAAAGCAUCGUGCCCAGUAAGUUACAGGUUGUGGGUCCAG